Aspergillus tubingensis is the source of this 327-nucleotide messenger RNA. RefSeq names its product scytalone dehydratase. NCBI's taxonomy places the organism in Eukaryota, Fungi, Ascomycota, Eurotiomycetes, Eurotiales, Aspergillaceae. The coding region runs from base 1 to 327 and encodes 108 amino acids. The record is from RefSeq and is a predicted model, not a curated record. The transcript has a single exon.
AUGGGUUCUGCAGAUAUCAUCUCUAUAUUGGGAACGCUGGGUACUUGGGUUGGGGCGUUUCGUCCUGACCUAGAAAUCCUAGUGCGUUACAUUGUUCGGCAAUUCAUCCCCACUUCACACUCGUCCCAAGAGCGCAUCGUCACGGCCGUCGAGUCUAUUGACAACGAUCAACGCUCCGAGCUGGAUCUUUGCCGGGAGUUGUUGCUCCUGCAACAGCAGGAGAUCAGUGGCUUGAACGCACACCUUGACAAUGUGUGUCGGUUGUUGGAGGCGAUGCGUACCGACCUCAGCGAGCUGAAGGCCAGACAGUUUACCACCAGGACGUAA